Molecule: messenger RNA, 639 nt
Organism: Salarias fasciatus (jewelled blenny)
Lineage: Eukaryota; Metazoa; Chordata; Actinopteri; Blenniiformes; Blenniidae
Gene: cebp1
Product: CCAAT/enhancer binding protein (C/EBP) 1
Biological process (GO): regulation of transcription by RNA polymerase II; myeloid cell differentiation; DNA-templated transcription
Molecular function (GO): DNA-binding transcription factor activity, RNA polymerase II-specific; RNA polymerase II cis-regulatory region sequence-specific DNA binding
Source: RefSeq, a predicted model, not a curated record
CUUUUCAGUCCGACACUGUGAGGAGGAGCUGGGCGCGGGAUUAUAAUCUGAUCUGCCACAGUCAUGAUGUCUGACUCCAGGGUCUCCUCGGUCAUCCAGGAGUGGGUGAGUUCGUACCCGGGUCAGACCCACAGUCAGACCCUGAACCCGGUGGCGCCCCACCACCAGCCCGCCUCCACCAACCAGCUGCCCCAGAUGGACAUGAUGUCCUACAUGAGGGGGGGCGGCGAGGACGAGCGGGCGUCGGAGCAGAUGAUGGGGCUGUCGUACCUGCCGUACGCCGGCGGGCCCGGUUCGAACCCCCAGCAGAGCCACGGAGGAGUUCAGCAGGAUUUCUCCUCCUUCCUGCUGCCCACCCUGCGAGCGCCCGUCACCAAGAGGAGCAUCAGCAAGGACAGCGCCGAGUACCGCCUGAGGCGCGAGAAGAACAACAUCGCGGUGCGGAAGAGCCGGGACAAGGCCCGGCGCCGGAUCCUGCUGACCCAGCAGCGGGCCCAGCAGCUGCAGGAGGAGAACCAGAAGCUGCAGAUGAGGAUAGGACAGCUGACGCAGGAGCUGGACACGCUCAAACACAUCCUGUCCCAGCAGCACCUGCAGGGGCCCGACGAGGGCCCCGCGGCGGCGGGGGCCGCCAUCUGA